Molecule: messenger RNA, 1809 nt
Organism: Hemicordylus capensis (graceful crag lizard)
Lineage: Eukaryota; Metazoa; Chordata; Lepidosauria; Squamata; Cordylidae
Product: vomeronasal type-2 receptor 26-like
Exons: 4
Coding region: 1-1809 (602 amino acids)
Biological process (GO): G protein-coupled receptor signaling pathway
Cellular component (GO): membrane
Molecular function (GO): G protein-coupled receptor activity
Source: RefSeq, a predicted model, not a curated record
AUGGAUAUUCUUGUCAUCCUGCAGGAUGCAUCAGCAAUAUGUAAUAGAAUCAUGAAGAGCAAUGCCAAUGUGUUGGUUGCCUAUGGAGAAUCUUAUGCUGUGGCCUUUUUUAGAUGGAUGCCCUUAUUAAGAGGAGAUGCAACACCAAAAGGUAAAGUGUAUAUAGCAACAACCCAGGUGGAGCACACUGCUUUUAUAUUCCAAAGGAACUGGGAUACAGAAAUAUUCCAUGGUUCAUUAACCUUUACAAUUCACUCCAGUGAGCUGCCAGGAUUUCACCAAUUUCUUGAGAAGAAAACCCCUUUGAGCAUCAGAGGAGAUGGUUUUAUGCGUGAUUUCUGGAAGCAAGUAUUUGAGUGUGAAUUCCUUAAUUCAGAUCCAGGUGAUGUAGAUGGGAAUAUUUGCACUGGUGAGGAGAAGCUGGAGAGCCUUCCUGGGGAAUUUUUUGAAAGGAGGAUGUCUGGCCACAGCUACAGCAUCUACAAUGCUGCCUAUGCUGUAGCCCAUGCUUUACAUGCCAUGUAUUCGUCUAGGCAUAAACACAGAGCAACUCUGCAUCAUUUCCUGAGAGGUGUUGCAUUCAACAGUAGUGCAGGGGACACUGUUUCCUUUAACCAGAAUGGAGAGAUAGCAGCUGGAUUGGAUAUUACCAACUGGAUUGUUUUCAAAAAUCAGUCUUUUCAUAGAGUGAAAGUUGGACAGAUGGAUCCUCAGGCUGCUCCAGAUCAAGUGUUCAACAUCAAUGAUGAUACCAUAACAUGGCACGGCUGGUUUAACCAGACACAGCCUCUUUCACUGUGUACGGAGAGUUGCCAUCCUGGCUUUAGCAAGAGAGUGAAGGAGGGGGAGCCAUUUUGCUGCUAUGAUUGCAUCCCAUGUCCAGAAGGGGAGAUUUCAAACCAGAUGGAUCUAAAUGACUGUUACAAAUGCACAGAUGAAAACUAUCCAAACAAAAAUCAGGAUUCAUGUAUUCCCAAGGAAGUAGUAUUUUUGUCUUACGAAGAACAUUUGGGGUUUGGAUUAGCCUUUAUGUCGAUUUUCUUUUCAUGUGUCACAGCUCUGGUUCUAGGAAUCUUUAUGAAGCACCACAACACUCCCAUUGUCAAAGCCAACAACCAGAGCCUCACCUACACUCUCCUCAUUUCCCUCCUGCUCUGCUUCCUGUCUGCAUUGCUCUUCAUUGGUCAACCAGGGAAGGUGACCUGUCUCCUCCGACAACCUGCUUUUGGCAUCAUCUUCUCAGUAGCUGUUUCUUGUGUGCUGGCAAAAACCAUCACAGUUGUUCUGGCUUUCAUGGCCACUAAGCCAGGAUCCAGGAUGAGGAAAUGGGUGGGCAAAAGACUGGCCAGUUCCAUGGUUCUAUCCUCUUCCAUUCUUCAAGCUGGUAUUUGUACUGGCUGGCUGGCAACUUCUCCUCCAUUUCCAGAUGCUGAUAAGCACUCCGUGAUUGACAAAAUUGUACUCGAAUGUAAUGAAGGGUCUGUUGUAUUGUUUUAUUGUGUCUUGGGCUAUACAUGCUUCCUUGCAAUUAUCUGUUUCAUUCUUGCAUUCCUUUCCAGGAAGCUGCCUGACAGCUUCAAUGAAGCCAAGUUCAUCACUUUCAGCAUGUUGGUCUUUUGCAGUGUGUGGCUCUCCUUUGUUCCAACCUAUCUGAGCACAAAAGGGAAAUACAUGGUAGCUGUGGAGAUCUUCUCUAUCUUAGCCUCCAGUGCUGGCUUGCUGGCUUGCAUCUUUUCUCCAAAAUGUUAUAUUAUGGUUUUGAGGCCUGAACUGAACAACAAGGAACAUCUAAUGAGAAGAAUGGACUAA